This is a messenger RNA of Oncorhynchus mykiss (rainbow trout), 2877 nucleotides long. RefSeq names its product G protein-coupled receptor 137 (gene gpr137). Gene Ontology annotation, biological process: positive regulation of TORC1 signaling. Lineage: Eukaryota; Metazoa; Chordata; Actinopteri; Salmoniformes; Salmonidae. Gene Ontology annotation, cellular component: lysosomal membrane. The record is from RefSeq and is a predicted model, not a curated record.
UAAUUUGGACUGUUACUCAGCUAGCUAUGUCUCGAACUCCCCAACCACGGGCUGGUGGCUCGUUAAGGCGCUUACAGAUGGGCACCGAGGGUCUCAUAGACUUCAAUGGGAGUGGCGCAGUAGGCGGAAACGCGAGAAGCACGGUCAGUGCUGUUCGCUCCAGUGAGCGGUGCUCAUAUAUGAAAUUAGCCGAUGUCUUGAGCGGCGUUCAUCUUGUAAACCAAUCAAACCAUGUUUUUAAUGACAAUAUUCGAGCUGACAACAACCGGGACCGUUUGUCACUACACACGUUGUCUCUACUACCUCUACCACAGUGACAAAGUGUUGAGGCAGAGGACCAUGUUAUUCAAACCACUCUGAAGAUAGUGUUUUAAUCACACUUUUUAAAAAUGGACACACUGAAAUCCUCCCGUGUUUAUUUCGAACGCUAAUAAAUGUGAUCAUUAUUGAUCAUUUUAUAUACAAGGGAAAUAACUAUCUUAUUGCCAGACAGUGAGUGACACAGUAUAUUCCCAUUCACCUCAAUGGAAGUUCCAGUCACACCAAUUCUACCCUCUAACUCUACCCUGCCUACACCUUUCCCUCUGCACCCGGCCGUGGCCCCAUCAGUCCAGCUUGGAUUUACCAUCCUCUACACUACUCUCUACGGAAGUCUCUUCUUGGUAGUCUACGUUCAGCUCUGGCUCCUCUUUCUCUACCGACACAAGCGCUGGAGCUACCAGAGUGGGUUUCUGUUCCUCUGUCUUCUCUGGGCGGCUCUUCGUACCACUCUGUUCUCUUUCUACUUCCAUAAUGCCCUGGAAGCCAAUCACCUGGCCACAGUGUUUUAUUGGCUCCUUUACUGCUUCCCUGUCUGUCUGCAGUUCUUCACCCUCAGUCUCAUCAACCUCUACUUCACUCAGGUAUUACUCAAAGUGAGAGAGAAGUACAACCCUGACACUGAGCCCGGCAAUGGACUAUGUUGGGCGCGGUGCUUCUACACCACCCUGAGUGGUGUGUUCCUGUGUGUCAACGUGGUGUGUGCUGCUCUCGGCUGGAACGGGGGCAGUGGAGGAGCAGGAACUAAAACAUGGAGUCUGGUUCUGAUACGAGUGCUGGUCAACGACCUGCUUUUCAUCUUUGAGGCUGUCUGUCUAGCUGCACUACUGCUUCUGUUAACCCGACGUUCCCCAUCCACCAGCCCUUACCUGCACAGUAAGGGAACAACAGUGUGCCAGACUGCAGUACUGGGAGCAGGUGUAAUAUUGCUCUUUGCUAGUCGAGCAUGUUACAACCUGGCAGUUCUCAUACUGUCCCAGAAUCACAGAGUGGAGUCCUUUGACUUUGACUGGUACAAUAUCUCUGACCAGGCUGACCUGCGUAGUGAACUGGGAGACCGGGGUUACUUGGCGUUCGGUGUAAUUCUCUUCAUAUGGGAGCUGCUUCCCACCAGCCUCCUCAUCCUCAUCUUCAGAGUCCGCCAACCGCCUCAAGAAGAUGGCUGUAGUAUGCCCAACAGCAACAGAGUACCGCGCCCGUACUUCUUUGAUGACCCAGCAGGGGAAGACGCUGACUCGGGUGUUCCUUGGGUCAACAGCUCACAUCCACACCAAAGCUGGUAUGGAUCCAUCAAGGAGACGACACCUCUCGUCUUCGCCAGUAACCCUCUGGACCAGAACCAACACCACUCCUUUUACUCUACACCACAGAACUAACUGACCCUCUGUCCCAAAUGGCACCCUAAUUCCCUUUUUAUAGUGCACUACUUUUAACCAGGGACCAUAGGGCUCUAGUGAAAUGUAGUGCACUAUGUAGGUUAGAGGAUGCCAUUUGGGACGCGCCUUGAUCCUGUCUGCAGUGAAAUGCUGAAGCGCUCUAUCUCAGGUUGCUAAAAAGGUGCUGCGCGGUCGAUCCAACAUCUACUUUGGUCAUGCAGCAUUUACAGGGAGUUGGCGCGUCCGUACUUCGCCGAGCUGUUGUCAAGGAAGUGAGUUUGUGUUUUUAUACAGAACCUCCCGCCCUCGCCUACUGUCACCCAAUCAUGUCAAUGCGGAGCCCUCCGCAUUGUUACAACAUUUGGGGAGGUGCACGGCGAUUGUGGUCCGGCGCUCAGUUUGGCCUCUGGAGGCUCUGCAAUUGUCACAACCUCCCAUACGGAGCCUCAAACCACAUUUUCAAAUCCAGCAUAAAUUGGCUUUGAUCGCUUCCAGUUGCAGACAGCAAUACCUCCACUCCAAUUGACUGGUGUUUUUGCACACAAAAAAACAACCUCAUCACUAAAUAGAGUAACUAUGCACCUUUUAUUUUAUUGAUCAACUGAUGUUUUUUUGUGGGUUUUUUAUUCCUAUGAUUGGUCGCAAUGUGUUUUUGUCCUCUGACCUGUGUAUUCAUUAGAUUUGAUUGCAGUCUCUGUGCUAUUUCAUGUCGACUCCUUGUCAGUCAAUGCCAUGUCAACGGAGGUAGCAAGAGGACAAACACUGACACUCAGGCUAUAUUCAUUCCAUUAUAGAAAGUUUAUUUUUCAACUUUUCUGUCGGGACUAAAUGUCAUUUAUUUUGUAAAGGUAUUGUUUCCUACUUGCCGUCUAGCUUAAAGGCACUGUAAAAUCGGCAUGACCACUUUCAUAAGUAAUGCAGACAACAGAUUAGUUGUCAUUUUAUGUGAUGGUACAUUGAAGUAAACUAACUUAUUUAAUCAGAUAUCACCUGUCGUUUUUAGCAGUUAUGGACCAAAUACCUCUUCCUUCUCACCAGCAUCCAUUUUAUAAGGGAAUUUUCUAGGUGCUUCAUAGCUAAACAGAAUAUACUCAGAUUGUGUGAUUGACACUGAACAAAAAAAAGCACAUGUAAAGAGUUCUUGUGUUUUUGAGCUGAAAUAAAAGAUCCCAGAAAUGUUCAU